Talaromyces proteolyticus is the source of this 579-nucleotide messenger RNA. RefSeq lists its product as uncharacterized. The transcript is spliced from 3 exons. Lineage: Eukaryota; Fungi; Ascomycota; Eurotiomycetes; Eurotiales; Trichocomaceae. Bases 1 to 579 code for a protein of 192 amino acids. The record is from RefSeq and is a predicted model, not a curated record.
AUGAAGUUCACUGGUUUGGCUCUCGCUAUCGCCGCGUUCACUGCUGGUGCCGCUUCUCAGGGCUUUGGCGACUUGCCCAAAUGCGCGCAAUCCUGCGCCACCGACUCCAUCCCCAGCUCCUGCGGUCUCAACAUCCCGUGCAUUUGCGGUGCCUCGUCUUUCAUCACUGGCGUUUCGUGCUGUAUCGCUAAGUCCUGCAGCCCCGCAGACCAAGAGGCCACUAUCCAAUUCGCCGACAAGCUUUGCGCCGGUGCCGGCGUGACCAACCUGCCCACCGCCGCCGUCUGUUCCUCGGCCGCCAGCGCGACGGAAACCCAGAGCCAGAGCCAGAGCCAGAGCCAGAGCCAGAGCCAGAGCCAGACUCAGAGCCAGACUCAGAGCCAGACUGCCGCCUCGGCUACUACUAGUGCUCAGAGCACUCAGACCAAGGCCUCGUCUACAACCGGAACCAGCGCCAGCUCGGCCAGCGCCGCCUCAUCGACGAGUACCGGUGCCGCUGCUUCAUUCGGGAAGACCAGUGGCGGUUUUACCGCUGGUGUGAUGGGCGCGGCCAUGUUUGCGGCCAUGUGUCUUGCUUAG